This is a messenger RNA of Folsomia candida, 1623 nucleotides long. Its product is annotated as ubiquitin-conjugating enzyme E2 S. The record is from RefSeq and is a predicted model, not a curated record. Lineage: Eukaryota; Metazoa; Arthropoda; Collembola; Entomobryomorpha; Isotomidae. The transcript is spliced from 5 exons. Bases 417 to 983 code for a protein of 188 amino acids.
CACUACUACUUGACUCGUUAGCAAGUGGAGUGGAUUCGUUGGAAGUUGCAUUUCAUUGAUCAAAUGUUCCAUCAAGGAUCCUCGGAUUUUUUAUUAUUAUUCUCAUCAGUUAAAUUUCUAUUGUCCAUCCGUAAUUUUCCUAGAGUGGUCAAUCGUUCCGUCGUCGUAGCACUAUUAGCCUUAAUAUAGCUAACCAAUUGCCUUCGUUCGACAAAUGUUGUUCGUCGUUCACGUUCAUCAUAUUUUAUAAUUUGUAAUUUCAUUUUCUCCAAGGCCAAGCCUUGAACGUUUACACGAAAGUAUAAACGUAUAGGUCAAUAUAAGUAAUACAUACAAGUUCGAAAAACAAUAAUUUGUGACCGCACUGGUUCCACGGCUGAAAAAUUGCUAACUACAACAAUAAUUUUCAGCCAAACAUGGCGUCUUCGGGUGUGUCAAAUGUGGAAAAUCUACCCCCACACAUUUUGCGUAGUAUUAGCAAGGAAGUAAUUGCGUUAACUCAAGAACCGCCUGAGGGGAUCAAGGUGUAUAUGAAUCAUGAUGACAUUACUGAUGUUCAAGCCACCAUUAAUGGGCCUGAAGGGACACCAUACUCUGGGGGGGAGUUCAGAAUAAAGCUUGUACUUGGCAAGGAUUUCCCUGCCGCACCACCAAAGGGAUACUUUCUAACUAAAAUCUUCCACCCAAAUGUCUCUUCCAAUGGAGAAAUUUGCGUGAAUGCUCUCAAGAAAGAUUGGAAUCCAAAAUUGGGACUGAAACACAUUUUUCUGGUAAUCAAAUGUCUAAUGAUUGAACCCAAUCCAGAAUCUGCACUAAAUGAAGAAGCCGGAAAGCUACUAUUGGACAACUUUGAAGAAUUUGCUCAACGAGCAACUUUAAUGACAGAAAUUCAUGCCAAGCCACAACAACCCUCUUCUCCUUCAAACAGUGUAAAAAAGGCUAAAAUUUGUAAGGAAAAAAAGAAGGCUUUGAAGCGACUGUGAUGAAAGCAAAAAUUACGUUGACUCUUCUCAAAUGGUAGAAUUUACACAAGAAUUAUCUGUUUCAAGUUACUUUCAAAUUCUUUGUCAAAAAUACCAAAAAUUGUUCAUCAACAUUUUUUUUACCCGAAUUUACUAUUAACGAAGACAACACGGUUAAUUUACAUAUUGUAUAUGACUUUUUGUACGUAUUACUAUAUAACAAAUGAAGCAUCAUACUACUAAACCACCAGUUCGUACGUAUUAAUGAAUGUAUAUCGCACUUAGCAGAAUAAUUAAUUAGUAAUGGUUUUUAGCGGCCACAAAAUUAAACCCACCGGUACGCCUCCCCUAUUACUAAUUAAUUAGUAAUUACUAUUUUGUAAUUACAGAAAUUCUAAAGUAUGUUAAAAGUUUUAUGUCAAUAGAGCUUCCUGUUCCUUCGAAACUGCUGCUUUUUAGCUUUAAUGCUAAAACUGUUUAGUUUCAUAAUUUAUUGCAUAUUACUAGAUUCGAGUAUGUGUAAAUUGAUUGUCUGACUUGGUUAAUGUUAUUAUAUUUUUGUAGCUAUUGACAUAAGUCAAGUGAAAAGUUGGUGAAACAAUAAUUGAUGUUUGGUUGGAUUGAAUGAUGUCGUGUAAUAAACAUAAUCUGGAGGAAAUAC